Molecule: messenger RNA, 1336 nt
Organism: Tilletiopsis washingtonensis
Lineage: Eukaryota; Fungi; Basidiomycota; Exobasidiomycetes; Entylomatales
Exons: 1
Coding region: 221-1156 (311 amino acids)
Source: RefSeq, a predicted model, not a curated record
GAGGCGUCACAGGGAGCGCCGGUGCGGCGAGCAGAGGGCGGCGAGGGCUCAGGUGCGCAUGGCAGCGAGGAGGUGACACGAGAGAGAGAGCGAGAGCGAGGAGCGAAGGAGCGUGAGCAGCGCUCACACGCCGAGGCCGAGGACAGGGUGAGGAGGAGAGGAGCAAGGCGGGGUCCAUCGCGCUGCGUCCGCCAGCUGCGGCUUGCGCAACGGACCUGCGAUGCAGGGCCAGGCCCUGAGACGAGCACGCUGCGAUGCCGCUGUAGCGGUCAGGUGCAGGGUGAGCUCACAUCGUCAGUAUCCCGGCCGCCAGAGCCGCGAGAAGAUCGCAGCGCCGGCGCGGUGCAACGCGCACUGCGCCGGGGCGCUGCGCCCCGUCGCUAUCAAGUCAGCGCUGCACGGUGCGCAUGCUCAGCCCUUGUGCCGUGCCGCCGGCCUGCCCGAUGAGGCAUGUGCGGGUCAGGCCACCUUCGCGGCCGCGACAUGGCUGCACUCUCGUGUCUACACGUGGUGCAGACGCGCGCGUACGUCCUCUUCGAGCGUCGAGCGUGGCCUUGCUUCGCGCUUGCUGCAUGCUGCUGCCAGCCGGGACCUGCGUCGAUGCACCGCUGCGCUACUUCGCUGCAGCGGCCGGCGUGUGUCGGAGCCCGAGGCCGAGCGAGGGGCAGGCACGGCAGGCGGCAGGCGAAGCGGCGUGCGGUACGUGUUGUCAGGGGUUGUCCGUUGGCUUCGAGACGCGUCUUGCCGCCACGACGCCGCUGCUCCCGCGCUGCUGCUGCGUAAGUCCGCAGCCGUUGCGCUGGGACGAUGCAGGGGCGGCGGCAGCUCGCCGCGCUGGAGAGCGCACCUCCGCAUGCCACCACCUCGACAGCUGCAGGCGAUGUCGAGAUUCGAGCUUGCGCUUGAGUUCUGCUUGCAUGCCUCUGAGCGGAGCCGAAGAGCGGCGCUCGAGCAGCUCGCGACCGGUCAAGACAGCGGGCCUGCUGGCGCGCCUGGGAGCGGCAUGAGCCAUCGUUCCUCUUCGCUCUUACAUCCCGAGGCUGAGCUGCAAGCUCAAGCUACUCCGCGCCUCGAGAAAGGAGCGACAGAUCGGUUUGUCGUCCACAGCGUGCAUACACAGCGAGACCUCACGGUGGCUCGAGGACAAGUCAGAUGACGGCGGGCGCUGCGCUGCUCUCUACGCGUCCCCCAGGCGCGUGUCGCGUUUCUUCGCACGCUCACCGCCUCCCUGGAGCGGCUGGCCGCAUGUCGGUUGCAACGGCUGAGAUCUCACCUCAUGUCAGCUCUGGCCUCCUGCAUGCUCGAGCUUGCCUUUGCGGGUGCGUUGGUGCUGCGC